AUGUUUAACCCUUCAGGCUCAGUGGAUCUGACCUACAGUGACCUGCUGUACUCAGACCUGUGUAAAGGUCUGGAGGGGCUGCUGCUCAACAGUCACCUGCACCUGCUCUACCUGGUCACUCCGUACGACAUGAUCGCUCAGUGCAAACCGGACUGGAUGCUGUACCUCAGACAGUUCACGCUGCUGUCCGCGGCCGAGCAGAAGAUGUCCGCAGCCGUCGGCGUCCCCGAGAGUUUUGUAGCCCGAAAAGCUGCCGGACAGACGGUCAGGAAGAGUGUGAACAUGGACGCAGUGAGGCGGAUGUAUCUGGCCCUGGUGCUGUUUUUUCUGCUGAAGGAGACGAACCUGUGGAGCGUGGCCGACCGCUUCCAGCUGAGCCGAGGCUUCGUCCAGAGUCUCCUCAGCUCGUCCUCGGCCUUCUGCUCCUGCGUCCUGCACUUCACUGAGGAGCUGGAGGAGUUGUGGCCGUUCAGAGCUCUGCUGUCGGAGUUGACUCGCAGGCUGAGCUACUGUGUGACGGCUGAACUGGUCCCUCUGAUGGAGGUGGCUGGGGUCAUGGAGUCCAGAGCGAAGCAGCUUUAUAACGCCGGCUAUAAAACGCUGCCUCACCUGGCGAACGCCGACCCGACGGUUCUCUGCCGCACCAUCGAAAACCUGUUUAAGAAACAAGCCAAUCAGAUCGUGGCUGCUGCCAAGAUGCUGCUGAGUGAAAAAGCUGCAGCUCUGCAGGAGGAAGUGGACGAGCUGCUGACGAAGCCGUCAGAUCUGCCCUGAACUCAACUCUCGUUGUUUUUAUCGUUUGAAAUGCACGUCUUUAUUAAAUUAAUGGACACGAAGGGCUCAACGUGAUUUAUUUUAUAUUAAAAAAAAAAUACAAAUAAUAGAAGAACUUUGUGUUACAGUUUGUAUGAAAAGUCUGAGUUUGUC
Plectropomus leopardus (leopard coralgrouper) is the source of this 927-nucleotide messenger RNA. Lineage: Eukaryota; Metazoa; Chordata; Actinopteri; Perciformes; Serranidae. The record is from RefSeq and is a predicted model, not a curated record.